Messenger RNA from Sphaerodactylus townsendi, 7288 nucleotides. It is a transcript of the gene SNED1, whose product is annotated as sushi, nidogen and EGF like domains 1. Gene Ontology annotation, biological process: Notch signaling pathway; establishment or maintenance of epithelial cell apical/basal polarity; axon guidance. Bases 211 to 4551 code for a protein of 1446 amino acids. The record is from RefSeq and is a predicted model, not a curated record. Gene Ontology annotation, cellular component: cell surface; plasma membrane; signaling receptor complex. The transcript has 32 exons. Lineage: Eukaryota; Metazoa; Chordata; Lepidosauria; Squamata; Sphaerodactylidae. Gene Ontology annotation, molecular function: calcium ion binding; Notch binding.
GGUGUGCGCGCGGGUCCCUCUCCGCAGCCUCCCCUCGCUGCCCGGCAGCCGGCGUCGUCCUGCCGCGAGUAGCCCGCGGGGCUCUGCCGUCCCUUUGGGGCCAGGUCCUUCCCCUGCCAGCCCGGCUGCCCCGCUGCCCACCUCGUGCCGCCCAGGUCACCCCACCCCAUCCCCAGUCGCCUGUCCUGUGGCUCGGCGCCCGCGGGAGAGAUGCGGGGCCUGUCCGGCUGGCUGGUGCUGCUGGCGCUCGGGGGUUGGCUUCAGCUGCGGGCGGAGGGCGCCGUGCCCCUGGCUGACUUCUACCCGUUCGGGCCGGCGCAUGGCGACGCGACCACCCCGCUGCAGGACGACGGCGGAUCGGGGCUGCGACCCGUCGCCAUCAAGUUCCCCUUCUUUGGCGCAGCGCACACGGCGCUCUACGUAAACAACAAUGGGAUCAUCUCCUUUCUGAGGGAGGUAUCCCAGUUUACACCAGUGGCUUUCCCCAUCUCAAAUGAUCGACGUGUGGUUGCAGCUUUCUGGGCUGAUGUAGAUAAUCGGCGUGCAGGAAAAGUAUAUUACCGGGAAACGAGGGACCAAACUGUCUUGGAGAAAGCCACUAAAGAUAUCUGGCAAUAUUUCCCAGAGUUCCCAGAGUUCUCUGCCCAAUGGGUAUUUAUAGCCACUUGGAACCAGGUCACCUUUUUUGGAGGAAAUUCACUGUCUCCGGUAAAUACUUUCCAAAUAGUCCUCAUCACCGAUGGGAUACUGUCCUUCACUGUCUUCAACUAUGAGUCAAUCACCUGGACCACUGGCAUGCAUGCCAGCAGCGGGGGAAAUUCAGCAGGCCUGGGAGGCAUUGCGGCCCAGGCAGGUUUCAAUGCUGGUGAUGGAAAACGGUAUUUUAACAUCCCCGGAUCCCGCACUGAUGACAUUGUCGACGUGGAGAUGACAACAAAUGUGGGUAUCCCCGGGCGCUGGGUGUUCAGAAUCGAUGAUGCCCAGGUGCAAGUGGGGGGCUGCAACAACACAACUUCUGUGUGUCUGACACUCCGCCCUUGUCAGAAUGCUGGAAAGUGUAUUGAGGACUGCAUCACAGGGAACCCCUCCUACUCCUGCUCUUGUCUGGCUGGAUUCACUGGAAAGCAGUGCCAUAUUGAUGUGGAUGAGUGUGCUUCUAACCCAUGUCGGAACAAAGCCUCCUGUAUCGAUGGCAUCAACAAUUUCAGGUGUUUGUGUCCUCCAGGAUUCAAAGGAGCCUUGUGUGAAAUUGAGGAAUCUCCAUGUGAAGCCAAAGAAUGCCUGAAUGGUGGGGAAUGCCAAGCAGCAAACAGAACAGCUGUGUGCCUGUGCCAGCCGGGCUACACUGGAGAAGAUUGUGAGGCAGAACUAAAUGAAUGCGAGUCCAACCCAUGUCUGAAUGGUGGGCAAUGUAUGGACCUGGUGGACAAUUACACCUGUGUGUGUGUGGCGCCAUUCACAGGACAACGCUGUGAAACAGAUCCUUCAGCCUGUGAGGGCAAGAACUGCAGGAACCGGCAGACAUGCAACUACAUCCGCCCAGGGCGCUACAUCUGCACAUGCUCUCCAGGCUAUUAUGGGAACAACUGUCAGUUUGGUGGGCCCAGAAUGCCCAGUGCAUGUUUUUCCAAUCCAUGCCAGAAUGAGGGCACUUGUCUUGAAACCAGUCAAGGCUACGUGUGUGAAUGUCUUGAGGGAUUUUCAGGUCCUGAUUGCAGGGACAAGGUUUCGGAGGACUGUGAGUGUCGAAAUGGGGGGAGGUGCCUAGAUGGAAACAGCACUAUAUGCCAGUGCCCACUAGGAUAUUUUGGCCUUCUCUGUGAACUGGAAGUGACUGCUACCCCUUGCAGUAUGAACACCCAGUGCCCAGAUGGAGGUUAUUGCAUGGAGUAUGGAGGCAGCUACCUCUGUGUGUGCCAUACAGAUUAUGGCACUAACCACACUGUGCCACCAUCUCCCUGUGACUCAGAGCCUUGCCUGAAUGGUGGAUCAUGCGACGCUCAGGAUGACUCUUAUACCUGUGAAUGUACCCGAGGGUUCAUCGGCAGACACUGUGAAAAAGCAAGGCCAAAGCUGUGCAGUUCUGGGCCCUGCCGUAAUGGAGGGACGUGUAAGGAAUCGGAUGGUGAAUACCACUGCACCUGUCCCUACCGCUUCACAGGAAAGCACUGUGAGAUAGGUAAACCUGAUCCCUGUGCUUCUGGCCCUUGUCACAAUGGGGGCACCUGCUUCCACUAUAUCGGCAAGUAUAAAUGUGACUGCCUUCCAGGAUAUUCAGGACGACACUGUGAAAUAGCCCCUUCUCCUUGCCUCUUGAAUCCAUGUGAACACGGAGCCACUUGUAAGGAUCUUGGCAACAACUAUAUCUGCUCAUGCCCAGCUGGUUACAUAGGAAGACACUGUCAGUCAGAAGUAGACUGUGGUAUUCCUAAUGAGAUAAAGCAUGCUCAGGUGACAUUUAACUCUACUAAGAUGGGAUCUCUGGCAGAGUACCAGUGCAAUCUUGGCUACAUGCUGAGUCUCCACAACAACCCCAGAGUUUGCAGAGCACAAGGCACUUGGAGUGACCCUCCGCAGUGUAAUGAAAUUGAUGAAUGCAGAUCUCAGCCAUGCCUGAAUGGAGGUUCAUGUAAAGAUCGGAUUGCUGCUUUCCUGUGUUUAUGCAAAAUUGGCUACACCGGACACCACUGUGAGUUGGAGAUUGAUGAGUGUCAGUCAGAACCAUGCAAAAACAGUGGAACCUGUAAAGAUCGGCCAGGAUCAUUUAUCUGUCAUUGUCCUGAAGGCUUCAUUGGAACCCAGUGUGAAACGGAAGUGGAUGCCUGUGAAUCAAACCCUUGUCGGAAUGGAGGAGAAUGUGAAAAUUACAGUGGUUCCUAUCUGUGUGUCUGUCCAGAGGGCUUCUUUGGCUACCAUUGUGAAAUAGCUAGUGACCCCUGUUUCUCCAACCCGUGUGGGAGCAGAGGCUACUGUCUUCCCAGCAAUGGAUCUCAUAACUGCACCUGCAAAGUGGGCUACAGUGGCAAGAACUGUGAGAAAGAGCUGCUGCCCCCAACAUCACUGAAGGUGGAAAGGGUGGAGGAGACUGGGCUGUUAAUCUCUUGGCGCCCUCCGAAGGACCAAGCUGCCAAGCAUAUGAUUGAUGGCUACGCCGUGACGUACGUAUCCUUCGACGGCUCUUACCGCAGGACUGAUUAUGUGGACCGAAGUCGUGCUGCCCACCAAUUGCGGGCACUAGCCUCCGGCAAAGUCUACAAUAUUUCUGUCUUUUCAGUCAAACGCAACUUGAACAACAAGAAUGAUAUCAGCAAGCCUGUCAUGCUCGUCACUCGUACUAGGCCUCGCAUGGUAGAAGGAUUUGAGAUUGCCAAUGUGACUGCCACAACCAUUACUGUGCAAUGGGCUCUCCACAGGCUUAAACACUCCACAGUGAGCAGGGUGCGUUUGUCCAUACGUCAGCCAGAGGACGCAGGGGAUCAUGCUGCAGAAUUAAAUAAUACCAUGACUAAAUACACAUUCUGGGACCUUCAGCCAGGGCAGAAGUAUGUUAUCCAUAUGUGGACCUUGAGUGGCCUCAGUCCUGAAGAUCAUCCCACUGAGAGUUUUACUACAGCACCCCUCUAUGCAUGGACUCGGCCUCUUCCUCCUAGGAACCUGACUGCAUCUAGAAUCACUGCCACCUCUGUCCAUAUGACCUGGGAAAAACCUCUGGUUGGCUCUGGAGAAGGAUAUAUCAUCAAUGAAACCACCAGUCAGAUUGAGAAGAGUCGGUAUGUGCCCAAUGGAAAGCUGACUUCCUAUACCAUGCGUGACCUGAAACCAGGGCAAAGAUAUCGUUUAUCUGUGGCAGCUGUUCAGAAAACAGAUCAAGGCCAAGUGACUAGUGAACCUGCCCAUCUCUAUAUUACAACCUUACAGAAGGAUAAAAGUCCAGAAAGGCGCUGGAGCCAGACAGGACAUCCUCGAGUGCUUAGAAAUCGAGUCCCUCCACCAUACUUGCCAGAUCUGCGCCUUCUUGCGGAUCACAACACCCCAGAGGAACCUUCACAAGCACCUAGUUUUACAGAACUGGUGGAUGGCAGGGGAAGGAUCACCACUAAAUUCAGCAGCUCACCAAGCAGACAUGUCACUGUGAGAACACAACCUGAGGUUCCAAAGAAAGUGGAAGAAAACGUGGAAGAAUCUACCAAUCAAGGCAGCCUGGCACUGCAGCUAUCGGAGCCCGAGAGCAGCAAAAAAGAAAGUGAGAAGCAGAACUGUUCCGUAAACUCCUGCAAGAAUGGGGGAACCUGUGUCACUGACUCAGAGUCCUACCACUGUGACUGUAAUCCUGGAUACAAAGGCAGACACUGUGAACUAGCCUGCAAGAAGGUGCCUCAUUCUUGUACUCGGCUCUAUUCAGAAACCAAGUCCUUUCCGGUCUGGGAGGGAGGUGUCUGUCAUUACUUAUACAGGCGGGUCUACAAAGUCCACCAGGAUGUCUGCUACAAGGAGAGUUGUGAGAGCACUCCAAACAAAGCGGUCAGCAGGAAACAAAGUAACAGACACUAAAGAAACCAUAUAGUAAGUAUGUGCUGUCUCUGCUGAGAGGUGAGUGGAAUGGGGACCAUACUAACAGUAUACUUAAUACGGCCCUUGCUGUGAAUAAGCUGCCUUUAUAGAUACUGUGCAUAUUUUUGCUCCCUGGUGUAGAUUCCCCAUGUGGUACUGGUCAUUUACUGAUGGCCGUUAAACGUCCCCAUGUGAUACUGGUCAUUUACUGAUUGAAUCACAGGAGUGGAAAUGGCUGUAUUCCCCAUUUGAGGGCAUUUUAAAAUUGUGGUAGGCAAUUCAUUAUCUGUGUGAGAAGAGUACAUAAAUUAGAUUAGCAAAACAGAAAACCAGUCUUGUAACUAUGGACAGAUAUUGUGCAUUUCUAAUAUCAGAAGAGUCAGACAGAUUGACAGUUUUUUUGACAAAAUUCUAAACAGGUUCACUAGUUUCUUACACCAGACAGCCAUUUUUCUGAAUUAUUCACUACCCACUUUUUUAAAAAGGAAGAACAGAAAAAUUCAGUUGUAGCCCCUAGGGUAUUUUGAUACUGCUUUUGAAAAACACUUUCUCUGUAUUUUGAGCCUUACAGUUUCUCUGCCUUCACUUCUACUGACAGACCCCAUCCCCUUACCCAAGCUACACUAGUAGAAUUGGUCUUCAGAAAUCUGCUCAGCUGAGGAUGUUCGGUACCAACAUCCCUUUUUAUAUUUUGUGUUACAGCUUAAACUGUAUGGACAAACAGAGAAGAAAUUUGCUUUUGUAAUCAAAAGGAAGUGUCUAGUGCUGGACUUGUCAAUGUGUUUGUAUGCAAUGCAGUCUUACCUCUUGCUUUUUUUCCUUUUACAGGAUCCCAAACCAUCAGUAUUUCUGCUCACUGGAUGGCAAAAAAGGGGAGACAUCUCGCCAGAGCUAAGGCCCCUUUCCUCCUUUGAUUCAGGAGGUGUUCACCCAAUGGCCAAAUCCCUUUGUCUUUGGCAGGAUUAUAAAAGCGUUCUUGCCUUUUCUUCAUAGCAUCUGAAUUUUUCUACAGAUGAAUGACAUGUUAUAAAAGACUCCCAUGACUUUGGUGGGCUGCUUGGAGCAAAAGUAGGCCUGAGCCUCUCAAACAUUCAUCAGUGGUGGGUAUAACUGAUCACAAGAGGCUAAGAAGCAGUUUCAGAAAAGAAAGUAGUCAUGAAUCAUGUGGUGUUCUAUGAACCAAACGAGAAUCUCAAUGCCAUAAAAUGAUGUUUGAAGCAUUCUACAAAUGUAAAACAUUUACAGACAAAAUGGUUUUAAAAACUAGGGCUCCCCUCCCUAUAUCCCCAUCCCCAUCCACAAGAAGGAUUCAGUGCUGUUUUUCACUAUUGUCAAGAGCUGUUUUUUAAUUGAGAACAGUUGCCUCCAGUGCCUGUUUCAGCCAUAGCAUUUCAAAGGUUACUUUUGUGAUGCACCUAAGAAAAGGUAAUUUCACAACAACAUAUUUACUACUUUCAGUAUUCCCCCUGCUUACUUGGAGCAAGUGUUUUGUUUGCUGCAAUACAUAAACAUAGCCAGCCAUGCAAGGGGGUGUUUUUUUAAAAGCUUUUGGGAGUUUGUAUGACUAACUAAAUAUAAGAUUGUGUCAAUUCACAUAUAUUGUAUAUUUUAUAAAUUAAUAAAAACCAGAUAGUUAGUUUUAAAAUAUUAUUCCAUACACAGCAUUAGAAAGCAUCUUUAACUGGUCAUUUGGUUCUUUAAAAGCACAGUCGAAUAAGAUGUAUUAAUUUUUGUAAGCAGAGUCCUUUUCCCUGGAACUCUAAAUCCUGGCAGCCUGAGAGUUGUAAAUAUAGUUUCUUCAAUAAAGAGCAUGCUGCAAGUGAAAUGCCAGUCUCAGCAGGAAUAGCAGCACAAAAUAAAGCUUCCCUAUUAUUCCUACUAUUAAGGCCAUCAAACUGCUUGGGCCUAUUCCUGUGUGCUAAUUGUAACAAGUAUAAUUGAGUGUGGGGUGUGACAGCUAUUGGGUUCACAUUCCCCAUGUAGCACAUUAUUUCUCACUGUAAUCAGUUUAAGCCUCAGAGGUACUUGCCAAAAGAAAAAGGAAGGAAAACACAAUGCUGAAAAGGAUAAACUAGAUGCACGGUUUCCCUCUCUAUUACUACUUACAGCAUUUAAUAGGACACAGUCAGUGGCCCUUUUAUAUUUGGAUUUCUCAGGUUGAGGAAACAGCUUCUUUAAAAGCUAGAAAAGGGAAUAAGUAGCUUAUCACUUAAAAUGGAUUAGGGGAAUACCACAGAAGUGACAACAGAGAACCAUGGGUUUCAUUAGUUCAAAACAAGGACAUUUUAAAUUUACUUCUGCAUUUAAAAUGCUAAUUUCUCCAAGAUCAGGAGUCACUUAUCUUUUCAAUAAGAAUAGAAGCCAGCAUCAGAAAAAUUAAGUGUUUCAUUUCCCAUUAACAGAAAGGACUGAUAAGCACUUAAAUUCAACUGUUCCAGUUUUAUUGGUUUUGGCAUCUACCGGUAGUUAAAACCAACUGUUACACAUGCAAUUUCCACACUACAAAGAGGGUGAAAGCAUAGUGGUAACAUCACAGUAAAAAUGUUUUUCUACGCACAGUGAGCUUUUUGAAAGCAGCUGCAACUGAGGCAGUGAGAAGUUUUAACAAAGUUUAUUUGUCACACAGUGACAUUGGUUCUUCAGUCGCCACAGUCUAAGAUACAGAAUCUGUAUCAAGCCAGUAUUCUAUAGCCAGAUUGAAGCAUAUGUAAUGCAGCAAUAAACUUUUUAAAAAUUU